Messenger RNA from Camellia sinensis, 2701 nucleotides. The record is from RefSeq and is a predicted model, not a curated record. NCBI's taxonomy places the organism in Eukaryota, Viridiplantae, Streptophyta, Magnoliopsida, Ericales, Theaceae.
CGUAGAAAUUCUGAUGAAUAUAAUAAUUAUUAUUUAAAGCUUGUCAUAUGACAUCAUUCUUUUCCAAUAUUAGAAUAAAUAAUCAUAGUAUUAGUUGUAAUGAUAAGUCUGUCCUCUUUGUCUUAGCACCUUCUUAAGAUUCAAUUAAAAGCUUCAGACCUUUCUGUUUUCUUUACGUUUCACUUCUCCUCAAUAUCCUAUAUAUAUUAGCCCAACAGCUUUAAUAUAUAUAUAUAUAUAUAUUUGUAAUGAAUUUCGCCGCACAGAUGCAAUCACUGGCUGUCAAAAAAACCAACCCCCAUGUGCGCCUGUUACCUGUUCGGUCAAAUGCUUGACAGCAAGCAAUUCCGAGAAAUUUGUGUGAAUAAUGCAAUGCAGAAAAAGACACACAAAAUGAGCUUAGUUGGUUGUUACAAUCCAAUCCUAAUUCCCAAUCUUAACUAAUUUCAAUCAUUGUGCAGCUGAAAGUGUACAUGAUGAUGGUCAAUAGUCCUCUCUCUCUCUCUCUCUCUCUCUCUCUCUAUAAGAGACUUGUUUGCUGAUCUCAUCAUCUUGGACUUUUUUUUUCUAGAUGAGUUGCUUGCUUGCAAACCCAGAAUUAUUAUGUGAUUUGUCGUUCUGGGUAUUGGUUGUAUUUGCUGUUUCUUGACUGGUACGCGGGUCAUUUUCUUUCUCUAUCUGCUCUCUUUUUCUUAGACCCUCAUGUGCGUGUUCUCAUUUUUAUAUAGAUAAAUUUAUUGGGAGCUCAGAGAUAUAUUAUUGGGAUUUGUGUUUCUGGGAAUUGCCUGAUUGGUUCACAUCUGCUACUUGGAAGGUCAACAGCCACUAUCUCUCACUCAAGGCUUUCGUUUCAUAUGCCACUUUCAUUAUUUAUUCCUCUGUGGAUGCAUUCCCUGCAUAUCCAGAAAUAUUUUGGGAUUGGUGUUUCUGGGUCCUGUUUUUGUUGUUUUCUGAUUGAUUGAUUGAUUUAUGGGUAAUUCAUUGUUCUCUGUCCUUUAUUUGUCUUUCCUUUUUCUGGGUAUUUGUUAUUCUUUGUCUAAUGGUGACCAAGAGAGAGAUAAGAUCACAGAGUUACCUGGGCAGCCAACCAAUGUUGGUUUCACUCAGUACUCAGGUUAUGUGACUGUAAACCAGCAGGCUGGGAGGGCUUUGUUUUACUGGUUGGUUGAGGCUCCGGCGAGCCGUGGCGCUGAGUCAAGGCCACUCUUGUUGUGGCUCAAUGGAGGGCCUGGUUGUUCUUCUGUAGCCUAUGGAGCUGCUGAAGAGGUUGGACCUUUCCGUAUUCGUCCUGAUGGGAAGACCCUUUACCUAAAUCCAUAUGCUUGGAAUAAUUUGGCAAAUGUGCUUUUCCUUGAAUCACCAGCUGGUGUUGGUUUUUCAUAUUCAAAUACAUCGUCAGAUUUAUAUACCGCAGGUGACCAGAGAACAGCUGAAGAUGCAUAUACAUUUCUGGUCAAUUGGUUUGAAAGGUUUCCACAAUACAAGCAUAGAGAUUUUUACAUUGCUGGAGAAAGUUAUGCAGGUCAUUAUGUUCCCCAACUGUCUCAACUUGUUUACCAAAGAAACAAGGGAAUUCAGAAUCCAGUAAUUAAUUUCAAAGGCUUCUUGGUGGGGAACGCUGUUACUGAUGAUUAUCAUGAUUAUAUUGGCACCUUUGAGUACUGGUGGACUCAUGGUUUGAUUUCUGAUUCUACCUAUAAAAUUCUCCGAGUUGCCUGCGACUUUGGGUCCUCUCAGCACCCAUCAAGUGAUUGCAUGAAGGCUCUGACUGUUGCAGUAAGGGAGCAAGGAAACAUCGAUCCAUAUAGCAUUUUCACACGCCCUUGCAGUAAUACUUCAUCUCUGACGCAUAACUUAAGGGGUCAUUAUCCAUGGAUGUCAAGAGCAUACGACCCAUGUACAGAGAGAUAUUCACAAGUGUACUUCAAUCUUCCAGAAGUUCAGCAUGCGCUUCACGCCAAUGUCACUGAUAUUAGCUAUCCAUGGAAAACAUGCAGUGAUAUUGUUGGUAACUACUGGGGGGAUUCACCAUUAUCCAUGCUUCCUAUUUAUCAAGAAUUAAUAGCAGCUGGUCUCAGGAUAUGGGUAUACAGUGGAGACACUGAUGCAGUGGUUCCUGUUACUGCAACUCGAUACUCCAUUGAUGCCUUGAAGCUUCCAACUAUUACCAACUGGUCCCCGUGGUAUGACAAUGGAAAGGUUGGUGGCUGGAGCCAAGUAUACAAAGGGCUGACUCUUGUAACAGUGACCGGAGCAGGACAUGAGGUUCCUCUUCACCGCCCUCGACAAGCUUAUAUUCUUUUCAGAUCAUUUCUGGGUAACAAGCCCAUGCCAAGCUAAAAACAAAAAUAAAAAAAAAUAAAAUAAAAACUACUUGGUUUAGCUUAUUUAAUUCAUGAAAAUUUAUAGAAAUCUUAAUUUAUUGAGGCUAAGAAGAAUGAAUAUUUAAGGGGACCAACACUGGGUUGUGUCCUCUGCAUCCUCCAUUGACGAUUGUCAAAGGAAAAAAUAUUUCUUCAAGAUUCGAGUGUCUGGAGUAGAAAAUUCUAUUCUUUUCAGGUUUGUUUUUUUUUGGAUUCAUAAAUCAUGUAAGUGUAAUUUAUACACUGUUUUGAGGUUUACUCAUUAGAAGUGUACAUGAUUGAACAUUCUCCUCCAUGGUUUCCAAAAGAUUUUUGGUAAAAUAUUAUUUUAAUCUUAA